AUGGCGGGGGUCGACCUGGAAAAAUGCAAGCGUAUUGUACAAUACUUCUGGGACCCAGAACCUAAGAAUGACACAGUCCCCAAAGCUUCGAUCUGGUGCCUGGGCCAAGAAUACACCCCCACCUCAGGAGAUACCUCAAAGAGCACAGACUGGCGAAGAGGCCACUCACCAGAGGAAGAGUCCAAGUUACUGUCCAUGUUCGCGGAUGACCCCCAAAGCCCAUUCUCAAUACACCGAUUCGUUCAACGCGGAGCAGAAUCCUGCGGGAAAUACCCCGGAGAGUGGUUUGGGCCAUCGGCCACGGCUCGCUGUAUACAAAUGCUAUCCAGCGAAAGCGAAUCACCAAAGUUGAGAGUCUACGUAACAAACAAUACCUCCGACGUCUACGAAGACCAAGUUGCCCGACUUGGCCGCGAUGAAAAUGGAAAAACGAUACCAGUCCUCAUAUUACUCGGGUUAAGGCUCGGUAUCGAGCAAGUCACAUCUGUAUAUUGGGAUGGUCUUCGAGCUGCACUGCAGUACCCACAAUCAGUCGGCAUCGCUGGAGGCCGCCCAUCAGCAUCGCACUAUUUCGUAGGUGUGCAAGAUUCGCAUCUAUUCUUCCUGGACCCCCAUUCCACGCGCCCGGCACUCCCGAUGCCUCGGCCGGGCAAGAUUUACUCCACCGAGGAAUUCGAUAGUUGCCACACGCGCCGAUUGCGACGCAUACAUAUCAAAGAUAUGGAUCCGAGCAUGUUGAUCGGAUUCGUGAUUCGAGACGAAGCGGACUGGAAAGAUUGGAAACAGCGCGUGCAAUCAACUCCCGGCAAGCCCAUCAUCCACAUACUGCCCGGAGCACCGAUCGAAGAAGGACCAGGUCGAAUGGAAGCGCUAGACGAAGUCGAAGCGCUGGACGAGGAUGAUUCUGAUAUCGCGGGGUAA
This is a messenger RNA of Penicillium manginii, 921 nucleotides long. Its product is annotated as cysteine protease ATG4. The transcript has 4 exons. The record is from RefSeq and is a predicted model, not a curated record. NCBI's taxonomy places the organism in Eukaryota, Fungi, Ascomycota, Eurotiomycetes, Eurotiales, Aspergillaceae. The coding region runs from base 1 to 921 and encodes 306 amino acids. Gene Ontology annotation, molecular function: protein-phosphatidylethanolamide deconjugating activity.